Molecule: messenger RNA, 1008 nt
Organism: Pocillopora verrucosa
Lineage: Eukaryota; Metazoa; Cnidaria; Anthozoa; Scleractinia; Pocilloporidae
Source: RefSeq, a predicted model, not a curated record
AUGGGGAAAUAUGUGCUUGAAGUAUACGACGUUCUUGAAGUAAUUGUUAAGGAGUACAUGGAGAGGAAAAGAAAUGAUCAAACAGGAAACCCUUCGCUGAUUUCGAUACUGAUAGAACAUUUUACAGCCAUUUUCUGGAGCCUAAAACUGCACUUGAAGUUCCAUCGUGAUGCUACUGCAACAUCAGAAGAUGAUGCCGAAGCAGAUAAGAAGCUCAAGGACAUGGCCAGAUGGGAAUUAGUCUGCUUGACUACCGAUGACAUGAAUGAAGACCCAGACGAAAAGAAUAUUAUUGACCCUGGGAGUAAAAUCUUGGAAAUCGUCAGUGUCAUAACACGCAGUAAAGACCUUCCAGAAGGCAGUAAAGCCCAUGCCAAUGAAGUAAUGGCACAAGUAACGGCUCUUUUUCGUAGCUUUAAUUCGCUCAACGUAUUUAAACCGGAGGCUUUAGCAGUGGUUUCACAUAACAACAAGAGCUUCGUUGGCGCGUCGAUAGCAGUAAGUAAUUUCCUACGGCCUCUCUAUUUGCACAAAAGAAUUGCUGAUUUCAAAAACCCGCGUCUCAGAGAGGCAAUCAUUUUCCAUCAGCCUUUAAAUACAAAAGAUACGCAAGAUUGGACAUCGGAAGCAAUAAAUAUCAUGGGCGCCUACAAACCUGCAUGUACAAAUUGCCGAAGAACUUUUGAAAGGUUAAAUGGCUUCGUACCUGAGACAGAGCCGGUAGAUGGCAAAAAUCGCACAUUCCUCGGGGUAUGUGCCGAGUUCUGUCCUGUUGACAAACUUCUUCACGAUGAGACAAAUGCAAGUGAUGUUCAAGAAAUAGGUAAUCGUCUUCAGAGGAAUUUAGAGCGAUGUUUAACAUACUUUACGAAAUUUAAUGCAAUUAGUAAACAGUGCCAAGAUGCUGAGGAUUCUAAAGACAUCCAAAAAAUAAGAGAGGUAUACACCCAAAUGCAUCCUACAGUUCACAUUUUUGGUCGAAUACCAGACUGUAACGACAGGUUUUAG